GAAGAUACUGCCUGUGGUCAGGGAAGAGAGAAAAAUUUCUGGGCAGAAAUUUUGCUGCUCGCCCAGCUUCAUAGAAAUCGCGAUUGGGAAGGCAUCCGUGGUCAGAUUAUACUGAAAUUUUGACUGGAGGUUCUCAAGACACAGACCUAAAUUCUGAACGGUGGAGAUUGGAUUUUGACGGUCAGAUCGUCUGGAAUCAUUUCCGAACAGACCUGCAGUUUUUAGGGUGAUUUCAAUCCUUUUUCAUCCUCUUUGUAUCUUUGUUGAAGUUUUAUACUUCUUGAGCUGUUGUAUCAUCAUAUUUGAUGUUUGGAGACUCUCUUGUACUCAUUCCUUGUUGAUUAGUGAAGAGUUUGGGUGGACGGAGGCCCCGUGGUUUUUCCUCUUCGAUUUGGAGAGGUUUUCCACGUAAAAAAUCAUGGUGUUCUGUGUGUGCUUGGUUUCAUUUCAUUUUUACAGCUUUCUCCAUAUAUGUUUUUGAUGUCAUUCACUGCUACCUGCUAUUAAACCGGGAUCCUGUGAGUUUCUUGCAAGCUUGGAAGAAUUCUUGUCAAGUAUAUUUGGACUGUUUUGGGUUUGUGGUUGAAUUAUUUUGACAGGCUUUGCUUUUCUUCCCUACAAAUUGGUAUCAGAGCUUGUAGUUGUUCCUGUGUUAUCUGCUUGUUUGAAAUAUGGAGCCGAAUAUUAGUAGGAUGAUUUGUUUGAAUGGCAAAAAUUAUCACAACUGGAGUGGUAAAAUGAAAGAUUUGCUACAUGUUAAAAGUCUCCAUUUACCUGUAUUCGGAACUAAGCCUGAGAAUAAAUCUGAUGAAGUCUGGGGUUUUGAAAAUCAGCAAGUCUGUGGUUAUAUCAGAUGUUGGGUGGAAGAAAAUGUUAGGAAUCAUAUAGCAAAGGAUCGGAAACAAAUGCCAAAACUUUGUGGACGAACCUUGAAAACAUGUAUGCUGCUAAAACAGGAAAUAAUAAAUUGUUUCUGUUAAAGCAAAUGAUGAAUUUGAGAUAUAAAGAGGGCAUUUCUGUUUUGGAUCAUGUUAAUGAAUUUCAAGGCCUAGUUGAUCAGAUGACUGACGUUGGUAUUAAAUUUGAAGAGGAAAUAUUGGGACUUUGGUUGCUUAACAGUUUACCCGAUUCUUGGGAAACUUUCCGGACUUCUUUUACUAACAAUGCCCCUGCUGGUUCUAUGUCUUUAGGGUAUGCUAGAGAUGGCAUUUUAAAUGAGGAGGUUAGAAGAAGGACUCCGGGUACAAACCCAUCCCAGUCAGAAGUUUUUGUUACUGAAGACAGGGGGAGAAACCAAAACAAGUUUCAGGGUUAUAGAGGCAAAAGCAGAAGUAAGUCCAGGUCCCGGUUUAAGGAUAUGGAAUGUCAUUACUGUGGCAAGAAAGGUCAUAUCAAGAAGCAUUGCUUUAAACUAAAGAAGGACAAGAAAAAUGGCAACAAUUCUGAUGUGAAAAAUGACAACAAUGGUGACCGCGUUGCUGCUGCCACUCCGGGAGAUCUUGUUAUUGUUCAUGAUGAUGUGAUCAAUUUUUCAUCUCAUGACACUGAUUGGGUAGUAGACACUGGCGCCUCACUUCAUGUUACGUCUAAAAAGGAGUUCUUCAGUUCCUACACUCCAGGUGAUUUUGGAGUUCUCAGGAUGGGCAAUGAUGGUGUGUCAAAGGUUAUUGGCAUGGGUGAUGUGUGUUUGCAAACUAGUAAUGGCACUCAAUUGAUCCUUAAAGAUGUCAGACAUGCUCCAGAUAUUCGCCUAAAUUUGAUCUCAGUUGGAAGACUUGACAAUGAUGGUUUCUGCAACAGUUUUAUUGGCGGGGAGUGGAAGAUCUCCAAGGGUUCAUUGAUUGUGGCUCGUGGGAAGAAGUCUUCUAAUCUUUAUUUAUUGCAGGCUUUCGUUUCUUGCAGCAUCAAUGCAGUGGACAGCAAAGUCUCAUUUGAUUUAUGGCAUAGACGACUUAGCCAUAUUAGUGAAAAGGGACUUAAUUGUUUAAUUAGAAACAAUGUUAUUUCUGGACUUGGUACAAUAAAGUUAAACAAGUGUGAUCAUUGCAUGGCGGGAAAACAAAACAGAGUGUCCUUCAAGAGUAAUUCUCAUCACAGAAAAUCAAGCGUGUUGGAGUUGAUUCAUUCCGAUGUGUGUGGUCCUUUAAAGGUACAAUCUUUUAGCGGUGCAUCUUAUUUUGUGACUUUCAUUGAUGACUAUUCUAGAAAGGUGUGGGUCCAUGCUUUAAAGACCAAGGAUCAAGUUCUAGAUAAGUUUAUGGAAUUUCAAGCUCUUGUUGAGAGGCAGACGGGAAAGAAAGUCAAGUGCAUCCGAAUAGAUAAUGGUGGUGAAUAUUGUGGUCCAUUUGAUCAUUAUUGCAGAAAGCUAGGGAUAAGGCAUCAGAAGACUCCUCCCAAAACUCCUCAGCUAAAUGGUUUGGCAGAAAGAAUGAACAGAACUUUAAUUGAGAGAGUUCGUUGUUUACUUUCUGAAGCUAAGCUAUCACCGAGCUUCUGGGGUGAAGCUUUGUACGCAGCAGUUCAUGUGAUUAAUAUGUCCCCAGCUUAUGCUUUAGAUGGAGAUGUUCCAGAGAAUGUUUGGUCAGGCAAGAAAUCUUCUUAUGAUCAUUCCCCAGCUUAUGCUUUAGAUGGAGAUGUUCCAGAGAAUGUUUGGUCAGGCAAGAAAUCUUCUUAUGAUCAUUUGAGAGUCUUUGGUUGUAAGGCUUUUGUUCAUAUUCCUAAAGAUGAACGGUCUAAACUUGAGGCAAAGACUAGACAAUGUAUCUUUCUAGGUUAUGGCCAGGAUGAGUUUGGGUACAGGUUAUAUGAUCCCGUUGAGAAGAAACUUGUCAGAAGCAGAGAUGUCGUAUUCUGUGAAGAUCAAACUAUUAAGGAUAUUCAGAAGGUUCAGAUGACAGCAACACAGAUGUAUGAUGAUCUUGUUGACUUGGGUGAUGAGGGGACUCAUAAUGAGUCUACUACUGUUGAUGAUACGGCUCAGCCCGAUACACACCAGGAUACAGUUGACACUCAGACUCCAGAGGAUGAAACUACUGAUAUUCAACAUCCAGAAGUUACAUAUAUGCCAGAGGAAUCACAUGAAGCUCCAAUUCCUAUGAGACAGACUACAAGAGCUAAAAUACCUUUUGUUAGGUAUAAUCCUGACACUUAUGUGCUCUUGACUGACGGGGGAGAACCUGAAUGCUUUGAUGAAGUAUUGGAAAGUGAGCAAAAAGAUAAGUGGUUUAGGGCAAUGCAAGAUGAGAUGGAAUCUUUGCAUGAUAAUCAUACCUUUGAUUUGGUAAAGUUACCCAAUGGUAAGAGAGCUUUGAAGAAUAGGUGGGUUUACAGGUUAAAACAGGAGGAACAUUCCUCAAACCCACGAUAUAAAGCUAGAUUAGUAGUCAAAGGUUUUAAUCAGAGAAAAGGAGUUGAUUUUUCUGAAAUUUUUUCUCCUGUUGUGAAAAUGUCUUCCAUUAGAGUUGUGCUUGCUUUAGCUGCUAUUCUUGAUUUGGAGGUUGAGCAGAUGGAUGUGAAGACAGUUUUUCUUCAUGAUAAUCUUGAGGAAGAGAUUUACAUGGAACAACCAGAGGGUUUUAAGGUUAAAGGUAAAGAAGAUCAUGUGUGCCGAUUGAAGAAAAGUUUAUAUGGUUUGAAACAAGCACCGAGACAGUGGUACAAGAAGUUUGAGUCUGUUAUGAGUAAGCAGGGUUACAAAAAGACCACUUCUGAUCAUUGUGUGUUUAUGCAAAAGUUUUCUGAUGAUGACUUUAUUGUACUUUUGCUUUAUGUUGAUGAUAUGCUUAUUGUUGGUAAGAAUGCUUCUAGGAUCAAUAUGUUGAACCAAGAGUUGAACAAGUGUUUUGCUAUGAAAGACUUGGGACCAACAAAGCAGAUUCUUGGAGUGAAGAUCACUCGGGACAGAAAAGAAAGAAAGCUUUGGCUAUCACAAGAGAGUUAUAUUCUGAAAGUGCUUCAAAGGUUUAGAAUGGAUAAUGCAAAAUCAGUUAGCACUCCACUUGCUAGUCACUUCAAACUAAGUGUCCAGCAAUGCCCUUCAACUAAAGAUGAGAAGAAAGAGAUGGAUAGAGUUCCUUGUGCUUCAGCCGUUGGUAGUUUGAUGUAUGCCAUGGUUUGUACGAGGCCCGAUAUUUCUCAUGCUGUAGGAGUGGUUAGUCGUUUUCUUUCAAAUCCAGGAAGAGAACAUUGGGAAGCAGUGAAGUGGAUUUUGAGAUAUCUCCGGGGAAGUUCAAGUCUAAGACUCUGUUUUGGAAAUGAAAAAUAUGUUCUUGAAGGCUAUACUGAUUCAGAUAUGGCUGGGGAUAUUGAUUCAAGAAAGUCUACUUCUGGAUAUUUGAUUACUUUUGCAGGGGGAGCUGUUUCGUGGCUAUCUCGAUUACAAAGAUGUGUUGCACUAUCAACUACAGAAGCUGAAUUUAUAGCUGCCACGGAAGCUUGCAAAGAGUUGCUUUGGAUGAAGAAUUUUAUGAAGGAACUUAGAUACUCUCAAGAAAGAUAUGUGUUGCUAUGUGAUAGUCAAAGUGCAAUUCAUCUCGGUAAGAAUUUAACCUUUCAUUCUAAAUCUAAACAUAUUGAUGUAAGGUAUCAUUGGAUACGUGAAGUCUUGAAUGAUAGGUUGUUGGAACUUGAAAAGGUUCAUACUGAUAAUAAUGGGGCUGACAUGUUCACAAAAGCAUUACCGAGAUGGAAGUUUGAGGUUUGUUGUUCGCUUUCCGGGAUGGAAAGUGAAUGAUUUCUUCACAUAGUCGGGAGAGGGAGAUUUGUUGGGCCUAUCUCAUUUAUUCCCUCCUAUGUGAUUAUAGCCCAAAUUGUUGGAGACCCAUUAAGUCAUUUUGACUCUUCACUUAGUCAAUGGGUGUGGUCUGAAGAUACUGCCUGUGGUCAGGGAAGAGAUCAGCUAACAGAAAAAGAUAACAGAUAAAGGAGAGAAAAAUUUCUGGGCAGAAAUUUUGCUGCUCGCCCAGCUUCAUAGAAAUCGCGAUUGGGAAGGCAUCCGUGGUCAGAUUAUACUGAAAUUUUGACUGGAGGUUCUCAAGACACAGACCUAAAUUCUGAACGGUGGAGAUUGGAUUUUGACGGUCAGAUCGUCUGGAAUCAUUUCCGAACAGACCUGCAGUUUUUAGGGUGAUUUCAAUCCUUUUUCAUCCUCUUUGUAUCUUUGUUGAAGUUUUAUACUUCUUGAGCUGUUGUAUCAUCAUAUUUGAUGUUUGGAGACUCUCUUGUACUCAUUCCUUGUUGAUUAGUGAAGAGUUUGGGUGGACGGAGGCCCCGUGGUUUUUCCUCUUCGAUUUGGAGGGGUUUUCCACGUAAAAAAUCAUGGUGUUCUGUGUGUGCUUGGUUUCAUUUCAUUUUUACAGCUUUCUCCAUAUAUGUUUUUGAUGUCAUUCACUGCUACCUGCUAUUAAACCGGGAUCCUGUGAGUUUCUUGCAAGCUUGGAAGAAUUCUUGUCAAGUAUAUUUGGACUGUUUUGGGUUUGUGGUUGAAUUACUUUGACAGGC
Messenger RNA from Cuscuta epithymum, 5499 nucleotides. The record is from the annotation of a GenBank genome assembly. NCBI's taxonomy places the organism in Eukaryota, Viridiplantae, Streptophyta, Magnoliopsida, Solanales, Convolvulaceae.